UGAAGUUUUGUCAUCCGAAAUCAUCUCUUCGUGCGAUCUCUCUCUGUCACCUUCGCGACUAAGAAACCUUAGGUUUGCUUAAGCUUGCAGAGACAAUGGAGAUGAUUCAGUCCAAUCUGAUUGUUCCUCUCUUUCUAUCGCUUUGUUUGAUGGUUGCUUUGACACGAGCAACAGAUGUCAAGUACUGCGAUAAGAACACUGAGUAUAAGGUUAAAGUGAAAGGAGUAGAGAUUUCUCCAGAUCCAGUGGAAAGAGGAGAAUCAGCUUCUUUCAGCAUAUCUGCUACUACAGAUGAAGCAAUCUCUAGAGGAAAAUUAGUGAUUGAAGUUUCAUAUUUUGGGUGGCACAUCCACAGCGAGACUCACAACCUCUGUGCGGAGACAUCUUGUCCUGUUUCAAUUGGGGAUUUUGUUGUUUAUCAUUCACAAUUGGUACCCGGAUACACACCACCUGGUUCGUACUCCCUCAAAAUGAAGAUAUAUGACGGAAACAAAAGUGAGCUUACUUGCAUUGCCUUUGAUUUUGCAAUCGGGUUUGCAUAUCUGUGGCUGCUAGUUAAGUGCUACGAAAGAAGUUAUCGGCUAUUGAUAAAUGGUUUGUAUCUACAGUUCAUACCUUGUACCUUCUCCCAGCUUUGCUGGAAUAUCUGCUGUCCAUGUUGGUAUUAUUCCCAGCAACAUGUUGCUGGAUAUAUCUUAAACGUCCUCAGUACAUGACUCUCAUGAGGAUCUGUAAAUGCCUAUUCUGUUUUCAAUGAUAUUUCUGGAUUACAAGAUUGCAGUCA
Tripterygium wilfordii is the source of this 784-nucleotide messenger RNA. Its product is annotated as putative phosphatidylglycerol/phosphatidylinositol transfer protein DDB_G0282179. NCBI's taxonomy places the organism in Eukaryota, Viridiplantae, Streptophyta, Magnoliopsida, Celastrales, Celastraceae. Bases 96 to 716 code for a protein of 206 amino acids. Gene Ontology annotation, biological process: intracellular sterol transport. The transcript is spliced from 4 exons. The record is from RefSeq and is a predicted model, not a curated record. Gene Ontology annotation, molecular function: sterol binding.